GAUAAAUUCUAACAUUUACUUACCUUAGCUCCAAAGAAAGAAAUAAUUCACCAAACUGUAAAAAACCAACACUAAUAAGUUCGACGGCGGUGGAGGGCCCGGCCAAUACGACACCGUAUCAAUUCAACACAGUACAUCACAGUAAAACCUUGUUGAUCCGACAAUUCAAAAACUGGUAGUUCAGAUUCCUAAAAGUAAAAUCAAACAAAAAAAAAAAAAGAUGCAAAAUUGGUUUUCAGGUGGUGAUGAUAAUUCUUCAAAUGGAUUGCCGAAAUCGUUGUCGGGAACAUCAUCGUCUUUGUUAGCAGACUGGAAUUCAUAUGCUGCUUCUUCUAAUAAAGAUGUCAGUAGCUCUACCAGUCUUGUUGCUUCUUUCGAUAUCGAGUCGGCUGUUCGUUCUGCAAACGACACCGUUUCCGGCACUUUUAGUGUGAUGUCUAGGGGAGUGAGUAACAUACCUGGAAAUUUGCAGUCUGCCACCAGUAAUAUCCCUUCAGGAAAAUCUCUCAUGUAUUUUGGCCUUCUCCUUGCAUCUGGUGUGUUCUUCAUUUUUAUGGCGUUUACCGUUUUCCUUCCUGUGAUAGUACUAGUACCACAGAAAUUUGCUCUCUGCUUCACGGUUGGAUGUGGCUUUAUAAUUGGGUCAUUCUUCGUGCUCAAAGGCCCAAAGAACCAGUUUCUGCAUAUGACAUCAACAGAGAGACUUCCUUUCACAUUGGGAUUCAUAGGCAGCAUGGUUGGUACCAUUUAUGUUUCCAUGGUUCUUCAUAGCUACAUCCUUUCUGUGUCCUUUGCCGUAAUUCAGGUUCUUGCUCUUGGUUACUAUUGUAUUUCAUACUUUCCUGGUGGAUCGACAGGGAUGAAAUUUCUAACAUCUUCUUUGACUUCCUCGGUCAUGAAAUGUUUCGGGCAGUGACGGCCACAUGAUCAAACCCUUGUAAUUGUUUAGUCUUUUAUACUUUUUGAAAUGAAACCCCUCUAUAGUAACCAACUUUAAUUUUGAGAUGAGUUGAUAUGUUUUUCUUUUUCAACAUUUUAGCUCGUGGCAACUUGAGACUUUGAUUGGUCAAAUACGUAAAAUGUGAAUGAAUUAUAUCCUAAUUGUUUCUUUCAAAUUUGUCA
Molecule: messenger RNA, 1122 nt
Organism: Erigeron canadensis
Lineage: Eukaryota; Viridiplantae; Streptophyta; Magnoliopsida; Asterales; Asteraceae
Product: protein transport protein SFT2
Exons: 4
Coding region: 221-916 (231 amino acids)
Biological process (GO): vesicle-mediated transport
Cellular component (GO): membrane
Source: RefSeq, a predicted model, not a curated record